Molecule: messenger RNA, 972 nt
Organism: Apaloderma vittatum (bar-tailed trogon)
Lineage: Eukaryota; Metazoa; Chordata; Aves; Trogoniformes; Trogonidae
Gene: PDE11A
Product: phosphodiesterase 11A
Exons: 10
Biological process (GO): signal transduction
Molecular function (GO): protein binding; 3',5'-cyclic-nucleotide phosphodiesterase activity
Source: RefSeq, a predicted model, not a curated record
AUGCAGAUGUAUCUCCCAUUCUGUGGGAUUGCCAUAUCCAAUGCUCAGCUAUUUGCAGCUUCACGGAAGGAGUACGACAGAAGCAGGGCUUUACUGGAAGUAGUGAAUGACCUCUUUGAGGAACAGACUGAUUUAGAGAAAAUUGUCAAGAAAAUUAUGCAUCGAGCUCAAACUCUGCUGAAGUGUGAGCGGUGCUCAGUGUUACUUCUGGAAGAUAUUGAAUCACCAGUGGUGAAAUUUACAAAAUCCUUUGAGUUGUUAUCUCCAAAAUGCAGUGCUGAUACUGAUAACAGUUUCAAAGACAGCAUGGAGAAAUCAUCAUCAUAUUCUGACUGGCUAAUAAAUAAUAGCAUUGCUGAACUUGUAGCUUCCACGGGUCUCCCGGUGAACAUCAGUGAUGCCUAUCAGGAUCCUCGCUUUGAUGCUGAAGCUGACCAGAUUUCUGGCUUUCACAUAAGGUCUGUUCUGUGUGUUCCUAUAUGGAACAGCAACCACCAAAUAAUUGGUGUAGCUCAAGUGUUGAAUAGACUUGAUGGGAAACCCUUUGAUGAUGCUGACCAGCGACUGUUUGAAGCUUUUGUUAUCUUCUGUGGCCUGGGAAUCAACAACACAAUUAUGUAUGACCAAGUGAAGAAAUCCUGGGCAAAACAGUCUGUGGCUCUUGAUGUGUUAUCUUAUCAUGCAACAUGUUCGAAGGCAGAAGUUGAUAAAUUUAAGGCAGCAAACAUCCCUCUGGUGUCAGAGCUUGGCAUUGAUGAUAUCCAUUUUGAUGACUUCUCGCUUGAUGUGGAUGCCAUGAUUACUGCAGCCCUGCGGAUGUUCAUGGAACUUGGAAUGGUUCAGAAAUUUAAAAUUGACUACGAGACGCUGUGUAGGUGGCUUUUGACUGUUAGAAAAAAUUAUCGGAUGGUUUUGUAUCACAACUGGAGGCAUGCUUUCAACGUCUGCCAGCUAAUGUUUGCCAUGUUAACU